CCCUAACGUCAAUUGCUGGUGGGCGUAGCUCUUUGCCGGCCAUGGUUUUCUACGAGACCUUUGUGCUGAUUCAUGGGAAGUUUCCGGCCAGUGAGACCAAGCUCCUCAUGAGGGAGACUGCGAGAGUCAUUGUGGAGCGAGACGGAGCUCUUUUCAGGAUUCUAGAUUUGGGCUGGCGACAUACCGCCAGUUCUAUCCACAAGAAGGGUAUCGGUCACAUCUUCUACGGCAGAUGGUACUCUCUGAUUUGGGGAGGAGGCCCGAAGGCCAAGAAGGAAGUGGAAGAGACGCUUGUGCACAACACCGGCGUGGUCAGGCAGCUCACAGUGCCCAUCAAGAGUCAGAAGAAGUUCUACACGAAUCGAUCUACCUACUAUCCCUUGAUAAAGCCCAUGACGCCUCCGCUUACUCACCAUGUACCGAUGCCAGAUGUGAAAUCAUAAAUUCAAUGUCAGAA
Effrenium voratum is the source of this 457-nucleotide messenger RNA. The record is from the annotation of a GenBank genome assembly. NCBI's taxonomy places the organism in Eukaryota, Dinophyceae, Suessiales, Symbiodiniaceae.